Molecule: messenger RNA, 1359 nt
Organism: Penicillium atrosanguineum
Lineage: Eukaryota; Fungi; Ascomycota; Eurotiomycetes; Eurotiales; Aspergillaceae
Gene: hmgA
Product: putative homogentisate 1,2-dioxygenase (HmgA)
Exons: 4
Coding region: 1-1359 (452 amino acids)
Biological process (GO): L-phenylalanine catabolic process
Cellular component (GO): cytoplasm
Molecular function (GO): homogentisate 1,2-dioxygenase activity
Source: RefSeq, a predicted model, not a curated record
AUGCCCGUCACCAAAUUCUCGCACCCAGACCCAUACAAAUACCAGAUCGGCUUCGACUCGUAUCACGAAACCGAGGCUAUCGAAGGUGCUCUGCCCAUAGGCCAUAACUCGCCGCAAAAGGUGCCCUAUGGUCUCUACGCCGAGAAGCUCUCGGGAACUGCCUUCACAGCGCCCCGACAUGAAAACAAGCAGACCUGGGUAUACCGUGUGUUACCCGCGGCGGCCCACGAGAACUUCAAGGCAGAGGAUGCCGACUCCUACCAUACGGCUAUGACCACCGAGACCCAUAAACUGCACCACAUCCCCAACCAGCUCCGAUGGAACCCAUUCGACAUCGACGAGAAGGUGGACUGGGUCCACGGUCUGCAUUUGAUUGCCGGCUCGGGUGACCCGACCAUGAAAACAGGCCUGGGUAUCUUGCUUUACGCCGCUGGAAAGGACAUGGGCAAGGAGGCCUUCUACUCCGCCGAUGGCGACUUUUUGAUCGUCCCCCAGCACGGUGUGUUGGACAUCCAGACCGAGCUCGGCCGUAUUGUCCUGCGGCCGAACGAGAUCUGCGUGAUCCCCCGCGGUGUCCGCUACCGUGUGACCCUCCCCGACGGCCCCGUCCGAGGCUAUAUCUGUGAGCUCUACCAAGGCCACUAUCAGCUCCCCGAGCUAGGCCCCAUCGGCUCCAACUGCCUCGCCAACGCGCGCGACUUUCAAGCUCCCGUCGCAUCCUUUGACGACGAUGCCGAAGAAGAAGACAAGGAGUACAAACUGUUCAGCAAGUUUAACAACACACUCUUCUCAGCGCGCCAGAUGCACACUCCCUUCGACGUCGUCGCCUGGCAUGGUAACUACUACCCAUACAAGUAUGACCUGGGCCGAUUCAAUACCAUUGGCUCCAUCUCAUUCGACCACCCCGACCCCUCCAUCUUCACUGUUCUGACUGGUCCCUCCGAUCACGUUGGUACUGCCAUCGCUGACUUCGUUAUCUUCCCGCCUCGCUGGCUGGUCGCUGAAAACACCUUCCGUCCUCCGUGGUACCACCGUAAUACCAUGUCUGAGUUCAUGGGUCUGAUUAGUGGUAACUACGAUGCGAAGACGGGAGGCGGAUUCCAGCCAGCCGGUGCUAGUCUGCACAACGUGAUGAGUGCACACGGUCCGGACUCGGCGGCGUUUGAAGGAGCCAGCAACGCCGAGUUGAAGCCUGCCAAGGUCGGGGAAGGAAGCAUGGCAUUUAUGUUUGAGAGUUCUCUUAUGGUUGGUGUUUCUGAAUGGGGCUUGAAGACUUGCGAAAAGGUCCAGGAGGAGUACAAUGAUCAUAGCUGGACGCCGUUGAAGCGUCACUUCGUCAACCCCAACAAGAAGAACUAG